This is a messenger RNA of Hemibagrus wyckioides, 3890 nucleotides long. It is a transcript of the gene st8sia5, whose product is annotated as ST8 alpha-N-acetyl-neuraminide alpha-2,8-sialyltransferase 5. Bases 551 to 1936 code for a protein of 461 amino acids. Gene Ontology annotation, molecular function: alpha-N-acetylneuraminate alpha-2,8-sialyltransferase activity. The record is from RefSeq and is a predicted model, not a curated record. NCBI's taxonomy places the organism in Eukaryota, Metazoa, Chordata, Actinopteri, Siluriformes, Bagridae. The transcript is spliced from 9 exons. Gene Ontology annotation, biological process: oligosaccharide metabolic process; N-glycan processing.
UGUGUUUAUUUAUUAUUUUUGGGAAAACGUUAUUUACUGUUUCUUCUAUUACAAACUGAUUUAAGGACAGAAGUGGCACGUGUAUGUUGGCGUGUUAGUCAACGUUUGAGACUUGCGUUAAAAUGACAUCACACGCGUUACAUGCAGUCGCGAGGUCCAGGCAUGGAGACCGUCUCUGUAGGCUAAAGACCUUCAUUUGUCCCGAAAUCUUGCAGCACACUGUUUGCAUGCUUGACUCCAAGCGAAAGCGCGGACACGACUACUGAACACAGGCGACAGGUUUGGUGGGUUCGCGCCCUUUAUAUUCUAUACCUCUUAGUUUUCCUCCCAGAGGUCCGAUGGGAGCUUCUAUUCCAGUCACGCGCGUGCGCUGAACCUGGGAAACUGGAGCGCGCGUGAUGCUGGCGGCGUCUUUCUUCACAGACACAUAUCACCAGAGAUUAUUGACAUAUUCCCGUACCGACUUUGGAAACCGGAGCUUCGAAACAUAACUGCAAAAUAAGUAAUCCCUGUGAGGACUGGGUCCCAGAAUAAUGCGCUCAAGGACUGGAUGAACGCGCCUCUCCGUUAUUCCCCGUUAUUAUUAGCGCGCGGAAGGAUGGGAUACUCGGACCCGACGGCCGGGCGCGAUUUGCUGGGAAAUAGAUCCCUGUGCUUCAUUUUCAUCUGCGCUUUCGGCGUGGUCACGUUAUUGCAGCAAAUCCUCUACGGCAAGAACUAUAUCAGGAGCACGCAACAGUUUACCCGCCUCAAAGGAGAGGAGGUGGGCAACUGGAGCGGCCUCGUUAGUUACCGUGAUGAUGGAGGGAUGAAGCAACCUGCCAGAAUUGUGAGGAAAAGAUGUUUCCGUCAGAAUUUUCAGCACUCAGAGAACGCCGUAGUUAUCUCUCCCUGCCUAGCCGAUAUUCAGAAGAAAAAAAAAGAAAAGAGAAGGUAUCUGGAGAGUGCUAAUGGACCCCUUCUGUAUAACACCACCACCUGCAAAGAACUGCGCCAAGAAAUCAAAGACAUCAAAGUGCUGUCCAUGGUGAAGACAUCAGAGUUAUUUGAAAGAUGGAAAAAUCUGCAGCAGGCUUGUUCAUGGGAGCUGAACAAAGAAGAGAUCAGCAACUUCAAGAUGUCUCUGUCACGGUGCUGUAAUGCUCCCUCCUUCUUGUUUACGACACAGAAGAACACACCAUCCGCGACUAAACUGCGCUAUGAAGUUGACACCAGUGUCAUCUUGCACAUCAGCCCCGAGAUAUUUAAAAUGUUUCCAGAGGACAUGCCUUACUCUAAAUCCCAGUUUAAGAAAUGUGCUGUAAUUGGAAAUGGAGGAAUAAUUAAAAACAGCAAAUGUGGGAAAGAGAUUGACUCUACCGACUUUGUCUUCCGAUGUAACAUUCCUCCUAUUUCUGAGAAGUAUGCAGCAGAUGUGGGAACUAAGACUAAUCUCGUGACCAUCAACCCGAGCAUCAUUACAGAGAAGUUCCAGAAACUGGAUAAGUGGCGACGGCCCUUCUAUGAUGUCCUGGCAAACUACAUGAAUGCAUCUAUUGUGCUGCCUGCCUUUUAUAAUGCACGCAAUACUGAUGUGUCCUUUCGUGUCAAGUAUGCGCUGGAUGACUUUGGUGGCAAUUUUGCACGAGGUGUUUUCUUCUUCCACCCUCAGUACCUCCUGGGUGCACAACGCUUCUGGGCAGCACAGGGUGUUCGUGCCAAACGCUUAAGCAGUGGCCUCAUGCUGGCCACAGCGGCACUCGAACUGUGCCAGGAGGUUCACCUCUACGGAUUCUGGGCAUUUCCCAUGAACCCAGCAGGCAUAUUCGUUACGCACCACUACUACGACAACGUCAAACCCCGCCCAGGCUUCCAUGACAUGCCACAUGAGCUCUUCAACUUUCUGCACAUGCACGCACGUGGAAUCCUGCAUGUGCAUACGGGGGAGUGCAGGUGAUGGCAUUCACUACCAAAGCUGCCAAAUGGUCAGCCAUUUUUUGUUAAGCGAGGUGCUUCCAGUUGACAGCCAGUGGUGUGAAACUCAAAAUGAGCCUCUGAGUGUGAUUGCAUGUGAAAGACAAUAUUCUUGAGAUGUGCUAAUGUGGUUUCCAUUGAGAUGACUUCUGAUCUGGUUGACUGAAUUCAAGCCAGGGGUCGGAUUUAGUGUCUGUAACACGAUAUCGCUGUCUUUAAAGGCAACCAUUUUGUUUCACACUAUGUUUUUCAUAUAGAUAACAAAUACUUUAGUCUGUGCCGUCGCUACAUGGUGCUUGUUUUGUGCGAGGUAUUUUGUGCAGUUGUUUUUUGUGAAACAUCAAAUCAGUGGUUUUAUUCUGUGAAAAUACCAUGAAACCUCAAAAAGCAUAAAUAUGUCUUAUGCCCACCGUAGAACUAUUUAUCACUUAAAUAUAAAUGACUUAUUAUUGUCAUGAACAAACUCUUGAUAAUAAUCAUGCAAGCGCUUCUCUUUUCAUAAGAUAUUCUUGCGACUCUAAAGAGUGGUUGUAAUAAAGUUCAUGUUCUCAAAAAUAGCAAACAGAUUUGUAUAGAGAAAGGACAAAACUUUUCCUAUCUAGACAGUACCAGCCAAAAAAAACAAACAAAACAAAAACGUCUAAACAGCACUGCAUUGAAAAUAAUGGAGUAAAAGAGUCGUGAAGUGAUGGCCCUGUCACAAUGUUUGAAGUGGAUACACAAAUAUAAAAACAUUUAUAUAUGGAAUAAUAAAAUAAAAAUGCUUAUCAUUCCUGCUGUAUAAUUUAUUGACAAGCCUCUGCAAAUGUAUCAGCAUAAUAAUGUGGGAAUAUAAUCACUUUACAGUUAAUGGUUUAAAUAGUUUUUGGCUAUUUUUAAAACGUUUAAUUAAAACUGUUAUGCAGAAUUUUACAGUGUUAAUUUAUAUGACCCUUUCUGAAUUAUGGAUGAUUUGUCAUAACAGACUGUUUUGACUCUGUUACAAGACUGCUUGGACCACGAUGAACCUCACAGUGAACUGAGGUUUUCAGAAACAGACAUUUCUACAAGACUAAUGAUUUGUAUACAGAGUUUUAAGGACAAAGGGAACUCUAAAAAAACAACAGUUUUUUAAAAGACAUUUUUACCACAAGACAAAAAGGUGGUGUACCAUACAAGUGAUGUCUUAAGAUAUCAUGCAGGAGCUAUAGGUUUUUCAAAACUAUAACAAGGAUGUGACUAAUGAACUAAAAGUUGUCAAUAAAUGGACUUGUAAAUCACAGCCAUUUAGGGAAAAUCAAACUUUGGGAGUUUUUUUUGUGACUGUCUGUCUUUUUCUUUUGUUCUUGUUGCUUUUAUGUGUCAUGCCAUAUUUCCUCCUUGAUGCCACCAUUCUGAAUGGCACUCUUUUGGUUCAUCGGGUACAUUUUAAAAUCUUUUAAAAUACUUAACUCGCAUAUUACAGAACUGCCACUGUUUGACAAAUGUUUAAUGAGUCUCUGUGUGUGGGAUGGGCUUGUAAAUUGUCCAUCUUAUUUUUUUUUAUCUUUCCUAGAAGGCAAUGUUCUGUGUGUUGUGUUUCUGCACAGUCACCAUUAGGAAAUAUGUACACUGAAGCAGAACAAACAUAAUUGAUUCAUUAUGCUCACAUAGAGGUGGUGUCAGGUUCCACUGAAAUGGUGAAUAAUUGAUCACAUUCUGAGGUUGAUCAGUGUUAAUCUGACUAACAUUGUCUGAUUUCUCCAAGGAAGUUCACACAUAGCCUUAUUAAGUAUGUUCUGCAUAUUAUGAACUCAUACUAGAAUCACAACUCAUUCACUUAAGAAUUUGAAUAAGUCAUUAAAAUGACAAAAGGGACAUUUGCGACAUAUAAACAUAGCUUUCAAACAUAGUAUUACUGUACUAUGCACAAUACUCAUUGUCUUUAUUAAAUGUGUAAAUAAAUUCAUUUGGAAUUA